AUGGUCAAUUCCUGUUGUGGCUCCGUCUGCUCUGACCAGGGCUGUGGCCAGGAGACCUGCUGCCAACCCAGCUGUUGCCAGACCACCUGCUGCAGGACCACCUGCUGCCGCCCCAGCUGCUGCAGGCCCACGUGUUGCCAGUCUGUGUGCUGCCAGCCCACCUGCUGCCGCCCCAGCUGCUGCAUCUCCAGCUGCUGCCGCCCCAGCUGCUGUGUGUCCAGCUGCUGCAGGCCCCAGUGCUGCCAGCCCACCUGCUGCCGCCCCAGCUGCUGCAUCUCCAGCUGCUGCCGCCCCAGCUGCUGUGUGUCCAACUGCUGCCAGCCCCAGUGCUGCCAGCCCACCUGCUGCCAGCCCACCUGCUGCCAGCCCACCUGCUGCCAGCUCACCUGCCGCCAGCCUUGCUGCCGCCCCUGCUGCUGCCUGCGUCCAGUCUGUGGCCAAGUCUCCUGCCACACCUCUUGCUAUCGCCCAACCUGCGUCAUCUCCACCUGCCCCCGCCCCCUGUGCUGCGCCUCCUCUUGCUGCUGAAUCCCUGCUUUGAACAC
Microcebus murinus (gray mouse lemur) is the source of this 545-nucleotide messenger RNA. The record is from RefSeq and is a predicted model, not a curated record. Lineage: Eukaryota; Metazoa; Chordata; Mammalia; Primates; Cheirogaleidae.